Messenger RNA from Calypte anna (Anna's hummingbird), 2601 nucleotides. It is a transcript of the gene CCNL2, whose product is annotated as cyclin L2. The transcript is spliced from 11 exons. Gene Ontology annotation, cellular component: nucleus. Gene Ontology annotation, biological process: regulation of transcription by RNA polymerase II. NCBI's taxonomy places the organism in Eukaryota, Metazoa, Chordata, Aves, Apodiformes, Trochilidae. The record is from RefSeq and is a predicted model, not a curated record. Gene Ontology annotation, molecular function: cyclin-dependent protein serine/threonine kinase regulator activity. Bases 1 to 1620 code for a protein of 539 amino acids.
AUGGCGGCGGGGCCGGGCAGCGCGGCGGCCGUGGCGGCGGUGGGAGGCGGCAGCGGCGGCGGCGGCCCGGGCGGGCCUCAGGCUGCCGGUGCGGCGGCGUUGGGGCCCGUGCCGACGGGCAGCGGAGCUCCGGCGGCGGGUCCCGGGGCGGUGCUGAUCGGGGACCGGCUGUACUCGGGGGUGCUGAUCACCCUGGAGAACUGCCUGCUGCCCGAGCACACGCUGCGCUUCACCCCUUCCAUGAGCAGCGGGCUCGACCCGGACACCGAAACCCAGCUGCGGGUCACCGGCUGCGAGCUCAUCCAGGCGGCCGGCAUCCUGCUUCGCCUCCCGCAGGUGGCCAUGGCUACAGGACAGGUGCUGUUCCAGAGGUUUUUUUAUACCAAGUCUUUCGUGAAGCAUUCCAUGGAGCACGUGUCCAUGGCCUGUGUUCACCUGGCUUCCAAGAUCGAGGAGGCUCCCAGGCGCAUCCGGGACGUGAUCAACGUGUUCCACCGCCUCAGGCACCUCCGGGAGAGAAAAAAACCUGUGCCUCUCAUACUGGAUCAAGAAUAUGUCAACUUGAAGAAUCAAAUUAUUAAGGCAGAAAGAAGAGUGUUAAAGGAGUUGGGAUUUUGUGUCCAUGUAAAGCAUCCCCACAAGAUAAUCGUUAUGUACCUUCAGGUAUUAGAGUGUGAACGUAACCAACACCUGGUCCAGACCUCAUGGAAUUACAUGAAUGAUAGCCUGAGAACAGAUGUCUUUGUCAGAUUCCAGCCAGAAAGCAUUGCCUGUGCAUGCAUUUACCUUGCAGCCAGGACACUGGAGAUUCCACUUCCUAACCGUCCUCACUGGUUUUUGCUCUUUGGAGCAACAGAGGAAGAGAUUCAAGAAAUCUGCAUAAAAAUUUUGCAGCUCUAUACUCGGAAAAAGGUUGAUUUGGCUGAUCUGGAAAGUAAAAUAGAAAAGAAGAAAUUAGCUAUUGAAGAGGCAAAAGCCCAAGCUAAAGGUCUAGUACCUGAGGGAGUCCCAAGUUUGGACAACACAUCAGGAUUUUCCCCCAUACCAAAAAAUGAGUCUCCAAAAGAGGUGAAAGGAAACAAACCUUCACCACUCCCUGUCCAGGCGAUGAAGAACGCUAAAAGGAAAACAGAGGGAGCAAAAAGAACAAGUUCAAACAGCCCAGUGAAUGGUGUUCAGAAAGGGAGAGAGAGCAGAAGUCGAAGUGGCAGCAGAGAUCAGAGUUACUCCAGAUCUCCCUCCAGAUCAGCAUCCCCCAAGCACAGGAAAAGUGAGAGCUACUCCACGUCGAGUGGUUCCAAGUCCCACAGCCGCUCCAGGAGCCGCAGCGACUCUCCUCCCAGGCAGUUCAACCACAGCUCCAGCUACAAAACUUCCAAGGUGAGAAGUUACAAGAAAUCAAAGGACUACAAAUACUCCACACACAAACCCCGUAAGUCCCGCAGCAGGAGCUCAUCCCGGUCCAGGAGCCGAUCCCGGGAACGCUCCGACCACUCUGGGAAGUACAAGAAGAAAAGUCACUACUACAGGAACCACCGCCACGAGCGCUCCCGCUCCUACGAGCGGGCAGGGCACCGCUAUGAGAGAGACCAUCCUGGCCACAGCAGGCACAGGAGGUGAAUAAAGGAAAAAAAUAACCCCAAAUGGUUGUUUUUUCCCCUUGGGAUUUAAGCAGUGGAGUUCUUCUUCCCCGUUUUGGUCUAGGUUUGUAAAGCACCCAGCUUGAGUCGUGUCUGUUCUGCUGGGAGUUCUGUACUUGCCCUCUGGAAUCCAAAGGAAGGAUGCUGAUGGGACAUGGGACUGGAGCUUGUCUUGGUGACUGGGCUGCAGCACCACCUCACCUGCUGCAGAGUGGGGCCCUGGGUGCUCCUGUGCCUGCUCUGCAGUGGUGGGUGUGGGGUGAGUUCUGCAGGCAGGAGCUGUGUGGGUGCUGUGCUCAGCAGGCCUGCCCUGGGGAGCCAGGAGGCACGAGCCAGGUGAUCAAAACCAUUGGAGUGGCUCCGUGCUGACAGAGCUGUCUUUUCAUACUGACUCAAUUAUGUUGUACAAAUGUAAGGUGACUUUUUGGUUUGGUUUUUUUGUUUGUUUUUAGAACUGUUGCCUAUAUUAGGUUAUAUAUGUGUAUAUAUAUUUUGCAGUGUUACAGUACAGUAUGAGAAUAUGGCCUUAUUAGCCUUUACACUUUACCCCUAAUGUAAAUAAGCAUUUGUUUAAUACAGCUGGAAGAUAUAUACAGAAAACUCAAAACUUGAAUUCUAUCGAAAGACUUGUGUAGAAAUUUCUGAUAAAUGUGAAAGUAUUUAGCUCUGUGUACUGAGAGUAGUAUAUUUUUAUCUGUGCAAUGCUGUGUGCAGGCCACCAGCUCAUAAGACAUUUCCUAUAUAUUCAUUUUCAGUUGUUUGGAAUUCUUUACUCAGGAUCUUUGACACUGAAGAAUUAGUAGUUUGUCAAUCUGCAUGCUUGUUGGAGAACACAGCAUUGAAAAAAAAAACAAAAAAAGCAAAAAACAACCCCACAGCCCAGUAGUAUCAGUUCUAGUGGUAUAUCUGAGCUGUUACUCUCAUGCUCCCUAAUUUCAUUAAAGUAUUUGAUUUUCUAUUA